Malania oleifera is the source of this 904-nucleotide messenger RNA. RefSeq lists its product as uncharacterized. The transcript has 2 exons. The record is from RefSeq and is a predicted model, not a curated record. Gene Ontology annotation, molecular function: nucleoside triphosphate diphosphatase activity. NCBI's taxonomy places the organism in Eukaryota, Viridiplantae, Streptophyta, Magnoliopsida, Santalales, Ximeniaceae. Bases 172 to 606 code for a protein of 144 amino acids. Gene Ontology annotation, biological process: nucleoside triphosphate catabolic process.
UUUAACGAGCUCACUCGGUCUGUGAUUUUCAGGAAAAGCGCCAGUGCAGUGUAUAUAGUCUAUGCUGUUCUUUCGUUGUAAUUACUGGUAAACGCAGAGACUCAGAGAGAGAGAGAGAGAGAGAGAGAGAGCGAGGGAGCAUUGAAAGGGAAGAGCUCAGGGAAGGAGGCGAUGACGGAAGAUUCAGAGAGAAAAGAAGAGGUUACCUUGGAAGAGUUGAAGAAGAAAAUGGCGGAUUUUGCACGGGAAAGAGACUGGGAUCAGUUCCAUAGCCCUAGAAAUCUCCUCCUCGCUCUGGUGGGAGAAGUGGGGGAGGUGUCCGAGAUAUUCCAGUGGAGAGGGGAGGUGGCGAGAGGGCUGCCGGAUUGGAAAGACAAAGAGAAAGAACAUUUGGGGGAAGAGCUUUCCGACGUGUUGCUGUACCUGGUGAGGCUGUCCGACAUAUGCGGUAUCGAUUUAGGGAAAGCUGUUCUUCGGAAGCUCCAAAUCAACGCCCUCAAGUACCCAGUUCAUCUCUGCAAGGGCUCUUCCAAGAAGCACACCCACCUCUGCUCCCCCGCCAAUGUCGUCCUCAACCAGCAACAUCAAAAUCAAAAUCACUUUUGAAUUCUGAUGACUUUUCUGUGAUGGGAAUCUUGUGUUGUACUCCCUUGACUUCCAGUUGAUCGUCUUUCUUUCUUCUUAUUUUGUUUGGCUACGUUCCUCUUUCCUUGGAUUGUUUAGGGUUUUAAUCUACUUUACAUGGCCCUGUACAGUCUUUGUUUUAUGGUAUACGUCGCUCUCUCUCUGUAUGUGAUUGGCUGUUGACCCUAUGGUUGGUAGGAUUUUUGCUUUUAUUUAUUUAUUUACUCGAGGACUUGAAAAUGUUAAUUAAUUUAGAAAUUAAAAUAUCUUAAUGUCAAAA